AUGAGCAAUAUUUGCAAAGAUGCAGUAACAGAAUCACACCCAAUGAACGGUGGAGAUGGAACAUAUAGCUACACCAAGAAUUCCUACUUCCAGAAAUCAGCUACAAAUGUUGCUAGGUGUAUGAUCCAUAAUGCAGUUGCAGAUAAGCUUGACAUAAGCCAAUUAUUCUCCAAUUUUGCUACAUCAUCGUCAAACACAUUUCGCAUUGCUGACUUGGGAUGUUCAAUUGGACCAAACACAUUCACUGCCAUGCAAAACGUACAAGAAGCUAUCCAACAUAAGUACCGAUUAUCACAAUCUCGACCCCACAAUUCAUCUUCUUCCUCUUCUUUAGCGAUGCCUGAGUUCCAAGUAUUCUUCAACGAUCACGUCACCAAUGAUUUCAACACUCUUUUCUCUUCUCUAGCUGCCAGCGAAAGGCCCUACUUUACAGCUGGCGUCCCGGGCUCUUUCCAUGGUCGAUUGUUCCCCAGCUCCUCCCUUCAUUUUGUGCACUCCUCCCUUGCUCUCCAUUGGCUCUCUACAAUGCCCAAGGAGUUGGUUGACGAGAACUCUCCGGCGUGGAAUCGAAGUAAAGUUCACUACACAAACGCCCCAAAUGAGGUUUACAAAGCUUAUGAAGCUCAGUUUGGUAGGGACAUGGCUCAGUUCUUGGAAGCCAGGGCUAUAGAGCUUGUGGUUGGUGGUUUGAUGGUGUUGAUUAUGCCUGCAGUCCCAAAUAAUGUCCCUCUUUCUCAAAUGCCUUUGGGUGUGAUCUAUGGUCUUCUUGGAUGUGUUCUCAUGGAUUUAUCAAAGGAAGGUUUUAUUAGUGAAAGUGAAGUUGACUCAUUCAAUUUACCUGUGUAUGUGGUUUCCCCAAAGGAGAUGAUAGGUAUAAUAGAAAGAAAUGGGUGUUUUAGCAUUGAGAUAAUAGAGUUAUACAAGCCCAUGUCAAGUGUUAAUAAUGGUGAAAUCACUCCGUUGACAGUUACUAUGCACCUAAGGGCAGCGAUGGAGGGUAUAAUCAUCAAGCACUUUGGAACUGAGAUUAUUGAUGAACUCUUUCAUAGAAUUCAUAAGAAAAUGGAAGAGCUCUCAAAUCAACUACAACCACGCACUAAGGAAGGAACUCAACUCUUUCUUGUGCUAAAACGCAAAUCAUCAUGA
Molecule: messenger RNA, 1146 nt
Organism: Humulus lupulus (European hop)
Lineage: Eukaryota; Viridiplantae; Streptophyta; Magnoliopsida; Rosales; Cannabaceae
Product: loganic acid O-methyltransferase-like
Exons: 3
Coding region: 1-1146 (381 amino acids)
Biological process (GO): methylation
Molecular function (GO): S-adenosylmethionine-dependent methyltransferase activity
Source: RefSeq, a predicted model, not a curated record